AGCGCGACAGCAGGAAGUAAGCUCCUGACCUACUGUGCAGCGCCGCACCUGACAGCUCUGAGAUCUCUGCUCCAAUCGCGGCGGCGAUGGACAAUGCCCGAGAGUCGCCGGCGGACAAAGGUGGAGAGACAGGGGAGUCAGAUGAGACGACCGUUCCUCCCGGUGUCCCCGGGACUACCGACAACGACGGAAUCCCAGAGGAAACGGAUGGAGAUGGAGAUGCGGACUUGAAAGAAGCCGCAGCCGAAGAAGGCGAGCUGAAGAGUCAGGAUAUUUCAGAUUUAACAGCAGUUGAAAGGGAAGACUCAUCAUUACUUACUCCUACAGCCAAAAAAUUGAAAAUAGAUACCAAAGAAAAGAAAGAGAAGAAGCAGAAAGUGGAUGAAGAUGAGAUUCAAAAGAUGCAAAUCCUGGUUUCUUCCUUUUCUGAGGAGCAGCUGAACCGAUAUGAAAUGUAUCGCAGGUCAGCUUUCCCUAAGGCGGCCAUUAAAAGGCUGAUCCAGUCCAUCACUGGCACCUCUGUGUCCCAGAAUGUUGUUAUUGCUAUGUCUGGUAUUUCCAAGGUUUUCGUCGGGGAGGUGGUUGAAGAAGCGCUGGAUGUGUGUGAGAAGUGGGGAGAAAUGCCACCACUACAACCCAAACACAUGAGGGAGGCAGUUCGGAGGUUAAAGUCAAAGGGGCAAAUCCCCAACUCGAAGCACAAAAAAAUUAUCUUCUUCUAGACCAAAGCCUGGAAAAGCCAAUUAUGGAGACAGGAGUACUGGUUCCAGACUUCCUGUUAUGUGAGACUUUCAGCCCUGGUGCUUUGGUAUCUGUCCUCCAAGGAAUCCAUGAUGAUUUUAAUGUCUUUCUCCCAUCUUGUUUCUGUCACACCUAGAAGGCAUGUGGCCUGCUUCAUACUUGCCUUGACUAAAUUUUGGAACCUCUUACAGCAUUUUGAGGUAUUUAACUGUCUCUUGGCUAGUUGGAAGAGAAGUGUAUGAGCCUUCUGCAUCUUCUGGAAAGGGGAGCUGCUUUCAGAGAGAGAAAACCUUUCCAAGAGAACUUUGAUGGUUUCACAUUGAAGCCUAAAUUUGCCGAGACUUGGCUUAUGUCUGGUUUUAAGUAGAUGAAACAACCGAAACUUUUGACUUACAAUUCUCUACUGUGAAGGACACAGUGAUAACAGGAGUAGUGGAAUAAUUUGUGCUUGUUAAUAUUUAAGAUUCUCCUGUGGAUUUUGGUGAGUGAUCAUUAAAUUUUUUCAACUUGC
Ictidomys tridecemlineatus (thirteen-lined ground squirrel) is the source of this 1252-nucleotide messenger RNA. It is a transcript of the gene Taf11, whose product is annotated as TATA-box binding protein associated factor 11. Gene Ontology annotation, molecular function: protein heterodimerization activity; RNA polymerase II general transcription initiation factor activity. Gene Ontology annotation, biological process: transcription initiation at RNA polymerase II promoter; RNA polymerase II preinitiation complex assembly. NCBI's taxonomy places the organism in Eukaryota, Metazoa, Chordata, Mammalia, Rodentia, Sciuridae. The record is from RefSeq and is a predicted model, not a curated record. Gene Ontology annotation, cellular component: transcription factor TFIID complex; nucleus.